GGAUGUGAACCUUGAGGUGCCCGGGGUGGGGUUUGCUUGCUUAGUCCCGAUCGUCGUCACACCAAACUGCCCGGGAUGGGACAACAGGUAGGCCGCGUCGGUGAGGGCACAUCAGCCGGACUCCAGCCGCCGCAGCCCCACGCGUCACAGCCCCACCAAGGGAAGGGGAACCGGGGAAGCAGCGCCGGGAGGAGACCCCGGGAAGCCAGCGCCACCGGGACACCGCCGGGAAGGGCAGCUGCCGUUAACGUGCCUGACCCGGGGAUCAAUAUAUUCACGCAGCACUCAGAAGCUCUCCACCGGCCAUUUGGCUUGGACUCGGCGGCGCUUACUGAGGCGGUGCGUUGGAGCUCCAAGGAAAAUCUUCUGGGGGCGGCCGAGAGCGACCCCAACCUCUUUGUUGCACUUUAUGAUUUCGUAGCCAGUGGAGACAACACACUCAGCAUCACCAAAGGGGAGAAGCUGCGCGUGUUGGGCUACAACCAGAAUGGCGAGUGGAGUGAAGUGCGCUCUAAGAAUGGCCAGGGCUGGGUGCCCUCCAACUACAUCACCCCCGUCAACAGCCUGGAGAAGCACAGCUGGUAUCAUGGGCCCGUGUCCCGCAGCGCCGCAGAGUAUCUGCUCUCUUCUCUCAUCAACGGCAGCUUCCUGGUGCGGGAGAGCGAGAGCAGCCCCGGGCAGCUUUCCAUCUCUCUCCGCUACGAAGGGAGGGUCUACCACUACCGUAUCAACACAGCUUCUGACGGAAAGGUGUAUGUGACGGCUGAGAGCCGCUUUGCCACACUGGCGGAGCUGGUCCACCAUCACUCUACUGUGGCUGAUGGCCUGGUGACCACUCUGCACUACCCAGCACCCAAAUGCAACAAGCCCACCGUCUAUGGCGUGUCUCCCAUCCACGACAAGUGGGAGAUGGAGCGCACUGACAUCACCAUGAAGCACAAGCUAGGAGGAGGCCAGUAUGGGGAGGUGUAUGUUGGAGUGUGGAAAAAGUACAACCUCACCGUGGCUGUCAAAACACUCAAGGAGGACACCAUGGAGGUGGAAGAGUUCCUGAAAGAGGCUGCAGUAAUGAAAGAGGUCAAACAUCCUAACCUAGUUCAGCUGCUAGGUGUGUGUACGCUGGAGCCUCCAUUCUACAUUGUGACUGAGUACAUGCCCCAUGGCAACCUGCUAGACUACUUGAGAGAGUGCGACAGGGAGGCGGUGAAUGCUGUGGUGCUGCUCUACAUGGCCACGCAGAUCUCCUCUGCCAUGGAAUACCUGGAGAAGAAGAACUUCAUACACAGGGACCUGGCAGCAAGGAACUGCCUUGUCGGGGAAAACCAUGUUGUCAAGGUAGCAGACUUUGGUCUGAGCAGGCUGAUGACUGGAGACACCUACACAGCCCAUGCUGGAGCCAAGUUCCCCAUCAAAUGGACUGCACCGGAGAGCCUGGCAUACAACACCUUUUCCAUCAAGUCUGAUGUCUGGGCAUUUGGAGUAUUACUGUGGGAGAUUGCUACCUAUGGCAUGUCGCCAUACCCGGGGAUUGACCUGUCUCAGGUGUAUGACCUCUUGGAGAAAGGCUAUCGCAUGGAGCAGCCCGAGGGAUGCCCACCCAAGGUUUAUGAACUCAUGAGGGCAUGCUGGCAGUGGAGCCCACUGGACCGACCCUCGUUUGCUGAAAUACACCAAGCCUUCGAAACCAUGUUCCAUGAUUCCAGCAUCUCUGAAGAGGUAGCAGAAGAGCUAUGCAAGACUGCCUCCUCUGGACACGGCGGACCAGUGCACUCCUUCGGCCAUGACAUGCCCCUUCUGCCCUCCAAAUGCCGCACACUCCGCAAGCACACAGAAAACAAGGAGAACAUCGAGGGGGGACUGGAUGGACGAGCGGACCAUGGGACGCAUAGUCACUCAGGUCUGGCUUCUACGCUGCUGGGAGGGGAUGGUCGCUCAGGGAGCUCCCCAGCUCUGCCCCGAAAACAGCAGCCACGGGAAAAGUCUCCCAGCAGCCUUUUGGAGGACGUCCAGGACACGGGCACAUUCACAAGAGACCGAAAGACUGGCUUCUUCAGCUCAUUCAUGAAGAAGAAAUCUUCCUCAACGUCUUCCUCGCCAUCCUCCCAACUCCAGCAGAACCUCCCCACACCCCCCAAGAGGAGCAGCUCCUUCCGAGAGAUGGAGACACAGCCUCACAAGAAGUACGAGCCCACCGCUGCUUUCAGUGCUCCUCCUCCCUUACCCCAGACAGAUGGUCUUGGGGGCUUCUCCGCUUCUCCCUCCCAUUCCCACGGAGAGCCCUCUCAUGCACAGUCCCGCUGCUGCGGGGCCACCUUUGGACAGAAACCCUCUGGCGGGGGCCCCAGCUCCCAGGUAGGAAGCACCAGCAGUUGGGGUGGGCUUGCUGGCUUCUUCACCCCAAGACUUAUUAAAAAGACCCUGGGGCUACGAACGGGCAAGUCCACCUGUUCGGAGGAGGGUGGAGGUAAGCCUUUUCCCAGGUCCAAUUCUACCUCCUCAAUGUCAGCGGGGCUGCCUGACCUCGAGCGCAUGGCUCUGACUUUACCCAGGAACCGCAGUGCCAAGCCCCCCCUGGAGAGGACUGCCUCCACCACCUCCCAGCCAGAGAAUGGGGCAGCGCGGCCCUCAGAGACACUACUGAGGAGGAUGGAUGAGGGCACCGCACAGAUCAGGGAGAGGCCCAAAGCUAAGCUGCUACCCCGCACCACAGCUGGAGGGGUGAGAGCACCAGGGGUAGGGGGUGAGGUGGGGGAGUCGGACAGUCUUUCCCGGGUAAGGGAAGGUAGAGAGGAGAGCCAAGAAAGGCAGCCGGGGUGGCCCUCUCCCUCUAAGACUUCCAGUUUUGGGGCAGCGUCAACUGCGGCGGGUGCCCCACCUCACAACCACAAGGUCCCAGUCCUGAUCUCCCCCACGCUGAAGCACAGUCCAGCUGACGUGCACCUGGUUGGGGUGGACUCUCAGGGGAACCGCUUCAAACUGCUGUCGGAGCACCAGGCGGACCGAGACCGGCCACGGCUGGUCAAGCCCAAAUGCGCCCCCCCUCCCCCUCCCACCCUCCGUGGGCUACAGCACUCCUCCAGCGGCGACGGAGAGGAACAGGUAGGAGGGGCGCCAGCGGAAGUAAACGGCGACACUUUAAAAGGUCAUAGGUCGGGACGAAUGUCAGGAGGAGUGGUGACGGGUCGACCGUCGGUGCCACCACCGCAAGUGCCUCCUGUGCCCUCAUCAUCCUUCAUCUCUUCCUCCUCCGCUGCCACCAUCAACACUAGCACCACAACUCCUACCAAAAUGGCCAACGGUGCCGCCACAUCUGCCUCCUCCUCCUCCUCCUCCUCCUCCUCCUUACACACAGCGCCCUCAGCAGGUUCCAAGGUGGCACUGCGGCGGACCAGGCAGCAACCAGAGAGAGUCCCCCUGGAGCGGGUGAGCCGGGAGGCCCUGCUGGAGUGCGCUGAGGGCCUGAGCAGCGCCCUACUCGCCAGCUCCGAAAGCCCCUCCAUCAGCCAAGUGCUGGACGCCGGCCACCAGCUGCUAGACUACUGCUCAGGCUACGUGGACUGCAUCCCUCAGAUGAGGAACAAGUUUGCCUUCCGGGAGGCAGUGGGGAAGCUGGAGUUCAGCCUGCAGGAACUGAGAGCCUCCUCGUCCGGAGGAGGAGGGUUGAGCAGUCUGGGGUCCAGCCCCGCCUUGGACAACCUGCACAGUUGUAUUAAGGAGAUUAGUGAUGUGGUGCAGAGGUAGCCACUGAGGCCGGAUCAGCCCACAACCCCCAGACAGACUGCUUGUAAAGCCCCAUGCCCCCACCACCACCGCCCCCCAUGUGUUCCUGGUCCUAAUGACAGCUUGUUGGGGGACAAAAUGAGAGGAAUCUCUCCAGUACCUCAGAGGAAUCACUACAAAUCGUUUAUCUUUUUAUUGUUUACAGAGAUCUGUUUGAUACAAUGCCAGUUUGGACACCAAUGUUGCUCUGACCUGUACAUAUAAGAGGUGUUUAUACCAAACAAAAUGUGGUUUGAGUCACGCUGAGAAAUGUUUAAGUCCCCCUGUGUCUCUGUGAUAAGGGCCUUUUUUUUGUUUUUGUUUUUUUUGUUAAAUGAA
Messenger RNA from Lampris incognitus (smalleye Pacific opah), 4098 nucleotides. It is a transcript of the gene abl2, whose product is annotated as c-abl oncogene 2, non-receptor tyrosine kinase. The transcript is spliced from 11 exons. The record is from RefSeq and is a predicted model, not a curated record. Lineage: Eukaryota; Metazoa; Chordata; Actinopteri; Lampriformes; Lampridae. The coding region runs from base 76 to 3741 and encodes 1221 amino acids. Gene Ontology annotation, biological process: regulation of apoptotic process; protein phosphorylation. Gene Ontology annotation, molecular function: ATP binding; non-membrane spanning protein tyrosine kinase activity; protein binding.